GUUGUAACUGCGCACCACAAAAAUACAUCAGUUUUAGAGUACUAAACUACUACUACUCCUCCUACUUAGUGCUUGAUGAUGAUGGCUACAACUCAGUCGUUGUUUUGGUGUUGGUUUGUCCUUUUUUCACUUUGUGUUUCUAUUUUCAGGGGAUCUUCUUUUACCAUUGCUAAUGAAGACCGAAAGGAGUAUAUAGUGUAUAUGGGAUCCCUUCCUUCCAAUCCGAAUUAUUCACCCAAGUCGCACCACUUGAUGAUGCUUCGACAGGUGGUCAGCUCCAGCUAUACGGGACAAUCACUGAUCAGAAGCUACACAAGGAGUUUUAAUGGAUUUGCUGCUCAUCUCACAGAUAAUGAAGCAACAAAAUUAUCCCGUGACGAGAGCGUGGUGACAGUCUUUCCAAGUGAAACUUUGCAACUUCACACCACCGAGUCAUGGGAUUUCAUGGGGUUCCCGCAAAAUGUAGAGCGCAACCUAACUGGGGAAGGGGACGUCAUCCUCGGGGUGUUGGACACCGGGAUUUGGCCAGAGUCCCCCAGUUUUGAUGAUCAUGGCUUUGGGCCUGUCCCUGAGAAAUGGAAGGGUGAAUGUCAAGGUGGCCCUGAUUUCAAAUGUAACAAGAAGAUCAUUGGAGCCCGGUUCUACGAUAAUGGAGAUGCAAAGCCAUCUUGUAGAGAUACGAUAGGUCAUGGAUCACACACUGCCUCCAUAGCAGCUGGAAGACCCGUAAACAAUGCAAGCUUUUACGGGAUCGCGGGAGGCUUAGCCAGGGGAGGGGCACCUUCAGCCAGAAUCGCGGUGUACCAAGUGUGCUCUAGUCUAGGAUGUACUGAGGCUGGGAUAUUGGGUGCAUUUGACGAUGCUGCUGCCGACGGGGUGGAUAUCCUAUCUGUGUCUCUGGGAAGACCGUAUCCUGUAAGCAUUUCGAAAGAUGCAGUUGCGAUUGGAGCUUUUCACGCGACGGAAAAAGGUAUACUAGUGGUUCAGUCUGCUGGAAAUAGUGGCCCUGCAGCUCGCAUUACCGCCAGUAUCGCCCCUUGGUUGUUUAGUGUGGCUGCCAGUACCAGCGGUCGCAAGAUUAUGACCAAAGUUGUACUCGGCAAUUCCAAAGUUCUCGAGGGUUAUGCCGUCAAUUCGUUUAAGUUGAAAGGUUCUCAAUUUCCAGUUGUAUAUGCUGCUGAGACCACAUCUCACUGUGUUCCUGAUUUAGCCAAGUUAUGCGGGAGUGAUUGUUUAGAUAAGGAGAAGAUAAAGGGGAAGAUUCUAAUGUGUAUAUCACCAGAUAAUCUGGUUGAAGCUUAUGUAGCUGGAGUCAUUGGAGUUGUUGCUAUGAAAUCUCCAACUGCGCCUAAUAUUUCUAGCAUUGUUCCCUUUGCUGUUUCCUUCCUCCCUUCUCACCAGUUCCAUUUGGCGGCCAAUUAUUACAACUCUUUCAAGAAACCUACAAUGACUAUAUUGACCAGUAAUGCUGAAAAAAAUGGGGAUGCUCCUACAGUGGCUGAAUUUUCUUCACGAGGGCCUAAUGCCAUAAUUCCAGACAUUUUGAAGCCAGAUAUAAUUGCAUCUGGAGCAGAAAUUUUAGCAGCAUUUUCGCCAAAAAGUCCUCCUUCAGAUUUCAGUUUCGACAAAAGAUCUGUAUCCUACAAUAUAUUAUCUGGAACCUCUAUGUCUUGCCCUCAUGUCACUGGUGCAGCUGCUUACGUCAAAUCAUUGCAUCCUGAUUGGUCUGCUUCUGCAAUUAAAUCUGCUUUGAUGACCACCGCUACUGUGGGACUCAUGAAUACUUCCAAAUCAAAGCAUGGAGAUAAUGAGUUUGGUUAUGGUGCUGGGCAUCUUGAUCCAGUCAAGGCUGCAAAUCCAGGGAUUGUGUAUCAAACAACCCACCAAGACUACAUCAACUUGUUGUGCAGCAUGAACAUCACUUCAUCCAUAGCAACCAAGAUGUCUGGACUUGACAUUGAUUGUGAUGAUAAGAAAGUCCAACCAUUGAAUGCAAAAGAUUUGAAUUACCCCUCUAUGGCUGCUCAGGUCGAAGAAUUACCUAACUUACAUAAUAAUGGUGUAGAAUUCAAGGUUCAGUUCACUAGAAAGGUCACAAAUGUGGGUUUACCAAACUCGACGUAUAAGGCCAAAACUGCAUGCUAUCAUUCUCCAUGCAAAGUUACCGUCGUGCCUGACCAACUCUCCUUCAAGGCACUAAAUGAAGAGAAGUCAUUUGUGGUUACAGUUGUUGGGAAAAAAUUGAAAGACAUGAUAUCCGCUUCUCUAGAAUGGGACGAUAAAACUCAUAUUGCUAGAAGUCCAAUAGUUAUAUAUACUUAAACGAGGAUGUUGUAAUAUUAGACAUUAAUUAUUUAUCCAUAGCCAUUAUCUAUUACUAAUUUGUCAUAUGAAAUUUUGAGAUUAAUGGAAUUCAUGAUUGGUUUAAGAGA
Messenger RNA from Oldenlandia corymbosa var. corymbosa, 2432 nucleotides. Lineage: Eukaryota; Viridiplantae; Streptophyta; Magnoliopsida; Gentianales; Rubiaceae. The record is from the annotation of a GenBank genome assembly.